UCCUCGAGUGGUGCCGCUGCUCUCCCAUGUUUGAAUCAGUGUGUGUCUGUCCUGAGGGAAUUCAUUUUCCUAACCACGCGCCGCGGCGUCGAGGAGCCAUGAGGCGCAUGCCCAGUGCGCACGGUCCGCCUCACCUGAGAUCUGUUGCUCUGCUCCGGGGGGUUAAACUGCAGGAGCGGCUGCUGUCGGAUCCUCCAUUUGAAUGAUGCUUCACUUCAUCAUUCACACUAAUGAUGCCCCGCAGACCUCCCGUGUUGCAGCCAGCCUUUAACCAAGCCGGAUGAAAAGACGGAAACCCAAAGGUGGACACCACAAAUCAGUGUGUCUCUCACCUGUCGAUCACCCAACGAGAGACGUUCACUCACUCGUGUGUGUCUGAUUCGUUAACCACAGGCAAUGGGCAGAAUCUGCAAAUGCAACGGGAGACUGCUGUGCAUGUGCCUGCUGCCUUGCAUGAUGACCGGCCACCUCCUGAUUUAUGUCAUGGUGACCAUAUUCGUCACCAUCACCUACGCUCCUCCGAAAAUAUCCCUCCACUACGUCGCCCCGGGCAUUUCUGCCAACUCCUCCGCUCUGGCCUCUCACCCGCUCGGCCCCUUCUGGAACCUCCGCCUGGAGGACAGUGCUCUGUGGAACCAGUUGCAGCACGUCUGGGAUCGUCAGCACAAUCCUCUGCUGCGAGGAAACGCCACCGGGGUGAAGCUGAAAGCGAAGGUUUUAUCAGAAAUUGAGGAUGAGUGCCUCUCUGACUGCCUGUCGCACAAGUGCUCGGUCCCUCGUGUGAAUGAUUUAAACAGCCUGCCAGAACAAAUGAGGGCUUUUAUCAGGUCCAUGCACUGCAGGGAGUACCCCCUCCUUAUUAAUCAGCCUGGUAUGUGUAGGAAGAAGAACAGCAGCUUUGGUCUGGGUAACCCCAUGCUCCUCAUGGCCGUCAAAUCCCAAGUGGGGAACUUUGAAAACAGGCAGGCUAUCCGAGAAACGUGGGGACGCAGCGGCGUGGUGAAGAUGGACUCGAAUAAGAGAGGCGGAUUAGUGCGCACAGUGUUUCUACUUGGACGGCAGGACUCGAGCACAGGCCCCCACCCAAACCUCACCAACCUGCUGGAUCUCGAGAACCAGAAGUAUGGGGACAUCCUGCAGUGGGAUUUCAGAGACACCUUCUAUAACCUGACACUGAAGGAUUCGCUGUUUUGGCACUGGCUCCAGCAGCACUGCCCCACCGCAAUGUUCGUGUUCAAAGGCGACGAUGAUGUCUUUGUUCGGACUGGCGCCCUGCUGGACUACCUGCACCAAAAGUGGGAGGAGCACGACCGGUGGAGGCCCUAUACAAAUGAUAGCGGCUUGGAUUUGUUCGUGGGGGAGGUCAUCUACAACGCAAUGCCAAACCGUGAACCCUCCACUAAAUACUACAUACCAGAACGCUUCUACAAAGGCGGUUACCCUCCGUACGCAGGUGGAGGAGGGGUGGUGUACUCUCGCUCGCUUGCAAUGCGACUGAAAAAGGUGUCGGCGAGGGUGCGCCUCUUCCCCAUAGACGAUGUGUACCUGGGAAUGUGCCUGAACAGACUCGGGCUCACUCCCGGCCAUCACCCGGGCUUUUUGACAUUUGACCUCCCGGAAUCGGACAGGGGCAACCCGUGCGCGUACAGAUCUGUGCUGCUGGUUCACAGACGCAGUCCCAAGGAGAUGCUGACGCUGUGGAACCAGCUGCAGAAUCUCCCCGGUCAAUGCUGAGGCUCAUUUGCCUGCCAAAUAGGAUUCAUUGAGGACGGGAUGAAAUGCAGCCACCGCACUUGAAAACAUGUGGACACUGUGGUUGCAUCUUCCUGUCAAGCAGGUUGUGCCUAAUGAUGGACCCAUGUAAUCUACCUUUAAAGAGUUACACAACUAGACUGAUCUACCUCAAGGGUACAUCUGUUUAGAGGGCAUUACACUAAUGUUUUUUAAUCAAUACUGAUUGUGUAUUUGUACUCUUUCAGGUUAAAACUCUCAUGUCAUGACCCUAUAAAGACGAUAUUAAUGGAAUACCUAACAUAUUGUGAAUACAAAAUACUGUAAAUGUCUUUGUGAUCUGUUCACUGAUGAACAUGAUUUAAUUUGUGUGUUCUCAUGUUUUACUCAGGUUAAGUCAGCAAACAAGAUUCAAUUUCAACACUGUAGUAAAUAUACCCGAUCAGAUGAAACUAACGGUUUCAUGUGCAGCCUUUGGUAAGUUUUGUAAUGAUUUACACAAAAGUCACACGCUGAUGUCUUUUAUUUUGUUCUGGGGAAAACAGGGGCUUCCAAAUUUUACACAACUCAACAAAUUCCAGCAAGAUUGACUUUUUUUUUUUCCUGUUAUGAAUUUCAAUUAAUCAAAGAACUGACUGAUAAUGUUAUGCAGUUGUCUUCAAACUAUGAGGAAUGAGGUAUAAUUAGAGAUGAACCAAGCCUAAUGUUGUUUUGUGGCUGGAUUGCUUUAAAAAUGUAUGAUUUUCUAAGGUAAAUAAACGUUGUCUCUGAAAACA
Hippoglossus stenolepis (Pacific halibut) is the source of this 2507-nucleotide messenger RNA. Its product is annotated as N-acetyllactosaminide beta-1,3-N-acetylglucosaminyltransferase 2. The record is from RefSeq and is a predicted model, not a curated record. Bases 397 to 1734 code for a protein of 445 amino acids. Lineage: Eukaryota; Metazoa; Chordata; Actinopteri; Pleuronectiformes; Pleuronectidae. Gene Ontology annotation, molecular function: hexosyltransferase activity. The transcript is spliced from 2 exons. Gene Ontology annotation, cellular component: membrane.